UUAACCGGCAUUUUGAAGGUGCUUUUAGUACUAGUACUGUCAUACAUUUUGACCGUUAGCCGUUGGCAUAAAAUGCAGAAUACCACAAUAACACCAGUUAAAGCCGGUUGACAAGCUGACAUCCCCCACAACAAUGUAACCUUCUCCCGGCAUGCAGCUACAGGAGCCAACCGACCCGACCGCGGAGUCGGACGAGCCCGGCAUCCAACCGGAGCAACUGAUUGAGGAACUAGAGCAUUCCCGGCUGGUACUGCACGUGGUGGAGUACGAUGGGCGUCUGUUCGACGAGCACUGCCGCACCGGCACCGCUCAGUUCAGCCGCGAUGUGGCCGCACUGGUGCAACGCCGGGAUGCCGCCCAGGCGGCCAUCCACUCCACGGAGACCGACGAUACCGGCUUUCUCCGCGAUAUGUUCGUCCGCUUCGGGCGCGGACAACAGGAGGCGCUGGCUUAUGGUCGCAUGACCGUGCCGGAAGCAAAGAGUGUGCUGAAGAAAAAGAUCAUGUAUCUGCGCAGGAAGCUAGAUGCGCAGACGUACCGGCGACUGCAGACCCGGAAGCAGGCGAUCAAAGAGCGGCUGGCCCGUGAGCGUCUGGAGAGUCUGGAGCGGGAGAAACGGGAAGCGGGCGAAACGGCGUUCAAGGCCGACACCAGCAAUACGGUGCUAAAUCGGCUGGCCCGGGAGACACGCCAGAUGAUUGAAGGCAUCAACGGGACGCUGGUGUACGUCGACCUCAUGGCCGACAUGGGACGGAAACUGGGUCGGGUCCGCGGAUAUCUCGGCGAGGACGCCAACCGCUUCGAGAGUACACUGAUUAACUUGGAGGAACGAAUCCGACUGCAGGAAAAGGAGAUGACCUAUUUGGCUAACGUCUUCGCCGAAUCGUCGCGGGCCAAGGAGCGCGCGGAAAAGUCCUUCGCCAGCACCAGCGAAGAAAUGCGCAGGAGCGAGCGCAUCCGCGACGCCAUGCUGCGGGAUGUGCAAGCGGCGCUGGAGGAGCACAAGGCCAUCUGUCGGCAAUGUAUGGAGCAGCUGGUAACCUUGAACGCCACCCUCAAAAGCAGCGCCAAUGCCUGCCCCCUCCGCUGUGACCCCAUCAUCAAACCGUUCCCGCACGCCCUGAGCGCUAUACGCAACCGCCCUGGGAGUAAGCGGCCUCCGGACACCCUUUUGCCCACCCACACCGAGCUGCAACGCACCUUUGCUACUCUUCUAGACCUGACUAAGGCCGGUAAUGCCCGCGAGCUGGUGCAGGUGUUCCGAGGGCAGGUGCGUCAGGCGCAGUCCCUGGACAGCAGCACCGCCCGCCUCGACCACCUCCUUCGCACCGUACUUCGUCCAGAAUUCGACAUGUUCCAGCGCGAACGCCAGAUGCUGGAGGCGCGCAGUGGCGCCCGGCAUGACACUCUCCUCCGAACAGUCGACCGCCUCCAGGAGGACUUCCAGACCCAGUCAGACGCCGCCCAGGCAGUCAUUCAUGAGCAGCAGGAAAACGUCAACGAGUUCACUUCAUUUAUGGAGAUCCUCUUCGCUCUGAACCAGCGCGUCGCCCAGUUGGAUAACACUACCACAAAUACGCAGUACCUCCGGGAGCACCCGGGGCUGGAGGGUCUCCUGGACCUCACCGUGUCCAGCCUCCAGAGGGUGGUGGAGCAGUGUAAAUAUUUCCACCGGGAAUGGGGCGCUUUGCGGCAGCUGGUUGACGAUCCCGGGUACCUGGAGUACCGGCAGCGGAAACUCCCGGCGGUCAACAACCGCGUCCUUUUUGACAGCGGGCCGCUGCGUCGCCGCUCCACGCCGGUGUUCAACGAACACUUUAUUACGAAUGCACAGCUGAAAGACGCUAACAUGGAGCUGCUAGAGCGCGCCCGGCUGGCGGAGGUGGCGCGACUGAAAGCAGCUGAUCUGGAAGCGGAACGGGAAAAGGCGCACCACGAGAAGAUGGCUCAGCAGGAAAAGAAACCGGCUGCGCGAAAGAAGCACUGAUAGUAGUUUUUUGUUAAUUGUGUAUUAUGACUGCAUAUUACAAAUCUUUGACUGAUCUCUUAAUUGUCUGGGUAGCCGGCACUGGUGACCUUUUUAGUAAUUGGCAACUUGACUUUACGGAAUGUAUGGUUUCUUAAUCUGUCUUACUUUGGUGCGAUUGCGGUUGGUGAUUUGACAUCUUGUGUUCUUAUCGUUGCAUAGUUUUUUGGUGUCUGUGCGACGCUGCCAACAUUGACCAAAUACAGUACAUAUGUAUAUUAAAUUUUACUAAAGUAAGCGAUAAAUCCUUGGAGGUUCACCUGCGAGAUUACAGU
Molecule: messenger RNA, 2301 nt
Organism: Paramacrobiotus metropolitanus
Lineage: Eukaryota; Metazoa; Tardigrada; Eutardigrada; Parachela; Macrobiotidae
Exons: 3
Coding region: 152-1987 (611 amino acids)
Source: RefSeq, a predicted model, not a curated record